GCGUCCCUGCCGUGGACCUGGACAGGUCGGCAGGCGGGCGCGCGCCGGAGGCUGGCGGGGCAGGUGAGUGGCGGGGGCGCGCGGGCGCGCGGGACUGGUCUGGCCGAGCUGCCUCCUGCUCCGAGGCAGGCGCACUCUGCGUGUGCUCAGAGGCACGCUCGUGGCCCGAAGAGGUUGGCCGGAGAGCCCCACGCCAGCCAAGGCUUGCAGCCUGACAGGUGCCUUUUCCGACGGGGCUCGGAGCGAGGAUGGAGCCCCCCCACACACACCCCCGCCGCCACCUCCUGCUUGCCGGGGCUCCGCUUUUGGAGAGCUGAAGGCCAGCCUAGAGGGUCCCCCAAAUCAGACCCCUUGGGUGUGUGCAAUGCAUGGGACUCCAGGGAGGGAGGGAGAAGGGAAGCGGGAGGAGCUCCGCUUUGCAAGGGUGAAAAGGAUCAGCUCAGAAGGCCAGGCAAGAGGGUCCUAAAAAUAGCAAAUUAUUAUUAUUAUCAGGGCUCACCAGGGUCACCUAGUCCAACCUCCCGCAAGGUAGAACUAUUUUGCCCAACCUGGGGCUCGAACCCACGACGCUGAGAUGAUCGAGCCUCGCGCUUGACCCGCCCCUCUUUGGCUUUAUCUCAGGGUGUCUGCAGUGCGCUUGGCUCCUCCUGCGAUCCUGAGAUAAAAAGAAGGUGAGCCUUGCAAGGGUUAAAAGGAACCGAGCUGCAAUUCCUAGAGACGACGGGAAAUAAGGGGGGGGGGAGGCCGAGGUCCUCCCGAAGGAGAAGGAAAGCGCUUCCCACAUUCCCAGCUUUCUCCCUGAAAGGGGGUGGCUUUCGUCUCCUCUGCAAGACCUGCGCCACUGGCACCUUUGGGAUCUGGUAAGUCUCCUCUCUCUUCCCCAUAGGGCGCAUUGGGGGUCCCAGGGCUGCAGGGCAGGGUGCAUGGGGUGCCUGUCCAGGACCCCCAAGUCAGGGUUCUGCACCCUUCCUUCUCUACAAAGCCAGGGAGGGGGCGAGGGGGCAGGAGCUCCGCAGCUCUCCUCUUCCCUUGGAUGGAGACGCUGCUUGGCCCCUUUGGGGAGGGGUCACUGAGCCAGGGAGAAAAGGGCCUGCAAAGGGACCCCAAUGGGAUUGAGGAAUCGGUCACAUUUAUUAACCGAGGUCGCACCCAGAUGGAAACCUUUGGACGCUGAAACUUGGUCUGUAUGGUGAACAAAUAAACAAAGUCCAUGCAUCUCACAGUGCGCAGUUAGACCCAUGGAACUCCCUGCCACAGGAGGAAGGGCUGGUCACCAAGCAAGAGGGUUUUCAAAGAGGAUGAGGCCAAUCAGGGAGGAGCAGGGGGCUAUUGACAACAAUAACAACAACAAAACGAUUUAUCAACAACAACAACAACAACAACAAAUUAUUGUUUAUGUGCCACCCAUCUGGCUGGGAAGCCACUCUGGGCAGCUUCCGACAAAAGAUUAAAAAUACAUUAAAACAUCAGUCAUGAAAAACUUCCCUAAACAGGGCUGCCUUCAGAUGUCUUCUAAAAGUCAGAUAGUUGUUUCUUUCCUUGACAUCUGCUGGGAGGGUGUUCCACAGGGCAGGUGCCACCACCGAGAAGGCCCUCUGCCUGGUUCCCUGUAACUUGGCUUCUCGCAGGGAGGGAACCGCCAGAAGGCCCUCGGAGCUGGACCUCAGUGUCUGGGCAGAACGAUGGGGGUGGAGACGCUCCUUCAGGUAUACAGGACCGAGGCCGUUUAGGGUUUUCAAGGUCAGCACCAACACUUUGAAUUGUGCUUGGAAACGUCCUGGCCAUGCUGGCCAUGCUCUGCUUCCACAGCCAGAGACAGCCAUGCUUCUGAAGGCCAGCUACUGGGAAGCGCAGGGGAGAGUUGCCCUAGGUCUUCAGUCCUGCUGGUGGGCUUCCCAGAAGAGGCCCCUGGUUGGCCCCAGUAAGAACAGGAGACCAAAUGGAAAGCAGAGCGCAACCUGGUGGUAACAGAAUAAAUGAUGCAAGGAGGGAGCUGCAUGGACUGGGUGGACACAGAGGAACAGCGAGAGGAACCAGCUGGGGGACCCCAAGGGAAGGUGGCUGUGGGCCAGGGGAGGGAGCAGACUGGGAAAAUGCGUCUGAAGCUGAAGAGAUAACAGGGCUUAGUGAGUGGGGAGAGUCUGUGGCAGAGAGCAGUCCAGACAGAGGCAGAAGCUGCAGCAGGAAAGUGGGAAAAGGGAGGCAAUGUUAGAAACCCAGAUAUAUAAGCUAGGGGCCAAAUGGCUCCUUAAGCCAAGGUUGCCAUUUUGGAGCAAGACAGCUCUCAAGUCUUAUUUUUCAAAUGAUGGACUGACUGUGAUUGAUUCUCAGUUAAACAUCCUGCUAGUUCAGAUGACCUUGAGUUGGAUUAAGAGUUUUGAGAACUUAAGAAGAAAAGUCCCUUGAUCCAGGGGCAGUCCACAGAUAUAUUGGCCUGUUCCAAACUCUCUUUCUUAAUGGUGACAUGGACCAUUCAUGACGUAGGGAUAUUCUUCACAACCGUGAACAGGGCAGUCGGGUAGGCAAAGACAAGUGAAAACAAUUCACUAUAAUGUUGUUUGCUGCUCCUGCUCAGAGUGCACAGAAAAAGCAUUUUGGUUCCAGGAAUUCAUUCUGCAUGUGCCAAUAAAAUAUAGCUGAUGGCAUUCUACAGGAUGGGGUAUUAGUGCGUGAAAACAGUCCAGAUCCAAUGAUACCCAGAUGGUGGAGAUGCCAGCUGCUAUCCUGGCACCCAGGCAGCUUCACUUGGUGUCGCUCAGAGUCUGAGUUGUGGUGCAGUCCAGCCCUGGUCCCAAGCAAGACUCACCCACGCUUGCCCAGGGAUCAUUUCUCUUCUCCUUAAAGUAAAGGUAAAGGGACCCCUGACCAUUAGGUCCAGUCAUGGCCGACUCUGGGGUUGCGGCGCUCAUCUCGCUUUAUUGGCCGAGGGAGCCGGCGUACAGCAUCUGGGUCACAUGGCCAGCAGGUCUAAGCCGCUUCUGGCGAACCAGAGCAGCGCACGAAAACACCAUUUACCUUCCCGCCGGAGCGGUACUGAUAUAUCUACUUGCAAUUUUUUGUGUGCUUUUGAACUGCUAGGUUGGCAGGAGCAGGGACCGAGCAACGGGAGCUCACCCCGUCACAAGGAUUCGAACCGCCGACCUUCUGGGAAGUCAAGGAGGAGGAGGCUAAGUCGGCCAUGAUUAAAUGGACCCAAUAUCUAGGUCACACCAUACAGAUGUCCCAAUGGGAGAAUUUGUGGAAGGUAAAUUGGAGGUUUACCGCCUGUUGUUCCAUAAGGGAAAAUAUGCAAAAAAUGUUAUACUGGUGUUACCUGACGCCGCACAAACUCUCCAAGAUGUAUAAAAAUACACCAGAUGUAUGUUGGAGAUUCGGGGAAGCAGGAGGCACCAUGAUUCAUAUAUGGUGGCCAUGCCAGAAGAUCAAAGAGUUCUGGAACGACAUUCACUCAGAACUAAAAAUAAUGUUAAAGGUCGAUUUCCCUAAAAAAACAGAAACAUUUCUUCUGAGCAUUACAGGCACAGAUAUCACCAAGGGUCUAAGGAAUUUUUUUUUGUACGUAACCACGGCCGCGAGGGUGACUAUUGCAAUAUAUUGGAAAAAUUACAAACUUCCUACCAGAAAAAACUGGUUACUCAAACUUACAGACUAUGUGGAAUUAGCCUCUCUUUCUGAAGGAAUUAGAGAAAAACCCAGACAGGAGUUCAUUCUAGGAUGGGAUAAUUUUAAGAACUACUUGAAAAAUAGUUGUAAUAUAAACAUGCUAGUUGCCUUUGAAUGAUUUCUGUAAAUAGUAUAUAUAAAGGAAAAUGAUAUCAAAAUAGAAAAGAGAAUUUUUACAAAUAAUAACAAUAAAUUUAAUAUAAUAUAAAGGGAAAUACGGAGAAAAUGGGAGGUAAAAUGUAUGUGUAGAAAAUACAUAGUUAAAAUUGUAUUUGAAUUUCUUUUUCUUUUUCUAUUUUUUUUAUACUUUUUUCUUUCUAUUUUUUUUGGUGAACCUAGAUAUCUUUAUCGGACUGACUGAAAUGAAGAUAAUUAUGUGUUGUAUAUAUAUGGAAAAUAAUAAACAAAGCAAUUAAUAGAAAAAAAUACAGCAGGCACCUCUCAUUAUGACUGGCAGAAGGCCAAAGGAUUCUUCCGAUCUCCUGGAGGUGUCCUGAGAACAGAGAUGGAUGAGCAAGACUCAGCUGGCCCUGAAGCAGGAAGAGGCCAUGCCAUGGAAAUGGGGAGCAGUGGGGAAUUCUGGGAAAACUCUGUGAAGAAGAACCCAGGUGAGGAGGACACCCCUUGCUCAGAGGUACAGAGCCAGCAGCUCAGUCAGUUCUGCUACCAGGAGGCCAAAGGACCCCGAGAGGUUUGCAGCCAACUCUACCACCUUUGCUAUCAAUGGCUGAAGCCAGAAAGGCACACGAAAGCUGAGAUGCUGGACCUGGUGAUCUUGGAGCAGUUCCUGGCUGUCCUUCCUCUGGAGAUGGAGAGCUGGGUGAGGGAAUGUGGAGCGGAGACCAGUUCCCAGGCGGUGGCCCUGGCCGAAGGUUUCCUCCUGAGUCAGGCAGAGGAGAGGAAGCAGGCAGAGCAGCAGGUGAGAGAGACUUUCCUCUGGAUACUCCCAAGGGGCUCCUAAGAGGAGGGAGAGUAUUCCCAAAUCAAUUCCUAAUGGCCCAUCCUUUUUUGGAAAGCAUCUAAGGAAGGGCCAUUCCAUUUCUAAUCCUUCUCCUCAUGCUCUGUUUUGAAUGCUUUUCGCUGUUUCAGGGGAAAGAACUGUUUGCAGAAAUGGGUCUGGAUUUCUCUGAGGCAGAACCGACUCCGUUGGAUACCCGAGAGAGGCCACUGGGUAAGGAGGAAUGAGUUUUUUCUCCAUUUUGUCACAUGUUGUAGAUUUUGAAAGAAAUCUGUGAGUACUUUUCAUCUUUUGGAGAAGAUACUUGGGGUGAAAAAUUCAGAGAAAAGGAGAUAUGUUUUUGCACAACUAAAAUGUGAAAUGGGUACAAACAUCCUAAAGGGGUACUUUUUUGAAGGCCCAUCCAUAGUUUCCCCUCUGAGAGAAGCAGGCACUCGUGACCUUUGUCUCUCGUAGGUGACAGGACGAUGCCAGCAAGACCUGCUCAACCAUCUCCUCACGAUGGCGGAGGAGAAGCAGCAGCUGGGAAACCAGAUCAGGUAGGAGGAAGGAGCCUUGUGGGGAAAGAGGAUGUCAUGGACUGGUUGGACACAGAGGAAUGGUGGGAGGAACUGCCAAGGAACGAAGGCUAGGGCCAAGCGAGGGGUGGUGGGACGAUGAUGAGGGGUCAGAGGGAGAAAAGGAAGGAGACUGGGAGGAGGAGGUGUCAGAAGCUGGAGAGGCAACAGGACUUCGUGAGCAGAGGGAGUCUGUGGCAGAGAGCAGUCCAGACUCAGAGGCAGAAGAGGAAGCAGGAGAGAGGGAUGAGGAAGGCAGAGAGGGGUCUGGCUUGUGUAGAGGCAAGGGGUCUCCCCAUCCUCCUGCAGCAAGCUCUCCUCCCUGCUUGACUCCCACAACCCGGAGAGCCAAGAAGCAGGAGGAGCAGUCUCAGAUUGCUUAUGGAGUAUUAUGGAAAGGAAGGGACUUAGCUGGGAGAAAGUGGGGCCUUUUGUCUCUGCAGCUGUCUCCUAAUGGCAAGACCUACGGAGAAAAGUAGGUCAUUAGGCCUGGCAAUCCUACAAAGAUCCUAUCUUUUUCUAAUUAAGAGUUAAAAUCACCCGUUCUGUGUAGGCAGAGAGGUGGGGCAACCAGGCUGCCUCUAGCAUGAACACAUCUCUCUCCUCCUCCUGGCUUCCCUCAAAGAGGACCUAAACAAAGGCUGAAAUGCUAUUUGGGGAGGUUUAUGUGCUGAGAAUAAGGAACAGCAGCGUCCCCUUAACGCACCUUCUGAAUGUCGCUAGGAUUGUUUUGUGGGAUGUGAAACAGAAGAGCAGUCAAGUACAACAUUCCUAGAGUGAACAUGUUUACACAUGAGGAGGAAUGUUUGUCCAGCCAGCAGGUAAACUUCCUGUUUCCUUCUGGUCUGUGACAGACUUCCUCCUCAUGUGACUAGAGGUGGGCGUGGCCUCACCUGUGCAGGUAACAACAAAAGCACAGGGCAGGGCAGCCAUCUCUCUCUCUUUGACUACAUGCAUCGAAGAAGCAACAUCUGCUUAGCCAAGAGAGGACAAAGGGACUGUCUCCUUAUGAGAUAGUUUCCAGGUAUAUGUUACUUUUCUAAGCAAAGUCUGCCUUCUGGGAUCCUAUUGUGAACAGAAUGUGAGUAAACUCUUUUUACGGUUUUAUAGAACACUGUGUCAUGUCUUAUCUUUUAUGAGGGAAAAAGGGGAAAAUACCAGAACAGUUACAGAGGCUUUAGCGAGCCUGAGCAAACGCAUCCGCUGUGAGUUUAAAAAGGGGAAUGUUACUUCUAAAUUGUGAACUUGUUUACACAAGUUGGAAAGGCUAUAAUCAAACAAUAUAUCCUCUCCUGCAUCCCUGAACAUUCCCACAUGUUUAUAAGUCAUUACAGUUUCAUUUCUAGAUUGAAUGUUAAAAUAGGCUUCUAAGCGUUUUCACACUGUAUCAAACCAUGACCAGGGCACACCUAACCAGCGCCAUCAUUCACACAAAGGGGCUUCCCCCCCCCCAUCCUCCUCAUUCCCCCAUUCACCUCUUGAACUUGCUCUUAGGGCAUCGGGAGGGCCUCCUGACCCCCAGAACAGCACACAGGGAAAUGGGAUCCUUGCAUAGGAUUGCUUGCACAAAGAGAAUGAUUUGAAGAACACCAGGUUCUUAAUAGCUCACAUUAAAAUACACAAUGAAUUAUUCCAUUAACACAUUGAAAUAUUUAUCCAUAAUUAAAAUGUGCAACAAAACAAACCCAUUAAAAAAGAACAGCAGUUAAGAGGCAGAAAAUAACAGAGUAAAGUGUAACUCUUGACCUUGAUGUUGUCUAAGAGGACAACCUUUUUCUUUUAGGGCCCAGUGUACUUUAAAGAUGUGGCUGUCCAUUUCACAGACGAGGAGUGGGCGUUGCUGGAUCCUGACCAGAGAGCUCUGCAUAAGGAAGUCAUGGAGGAGAAUCGUGGGAUCUUGGACUCUUUAGGUAAGGCCUCCUAUUGGAUCAUCCUAUCUGCUUUGAAAUUGAACACAUCUCUCUAUGGGAGGAACCUCUGAUAUUUCAAUGGGGCUCAACAGCAAGCCUUGGAUGAAAGACUAUUGACUGCUUUCCCUGUGAAUAUUCUUCCUCCAGUUCUGCCUUUUCAAACCAUGAUCAGGCUCCUCUGAACUGCCCAGGCCUUCUUCAAUGUAGGCCUCAGAGUGAUUUAGGAUGUAGAAGUAGCUUUUCCUAGGUUCCUUGUUAUUGUUCUUGCUUCUUUGUGUUUUUGAUUGACCAAAGAUAGAUUGACAUUGGAGAUGACACAGAUUCCAUGAUUAGGCCAAACAGAAUCCAUCCCAGAAAAGAGCCAGACCUUUUGAAUUGCAGACAGUAAACUAUGUAGGAAGACUUCACAUCUAACUCCCUAUAGUUCUUCCUGGGUCACAAGCAUUAUUUAUCAUUGCUCCAUAAUUUGCGGCUCUAAUCCAUUUCUCUCUCAGUUGCAGGUGGUGAUGAAUUGGAAAUGAAGAACAAGGGAGACCACAACAAAAUCCACACAGUGGAGGAGCCAUAUCAGGAUUCAGACUGUGGAGAGAGCUUCAGUCAGAGCUCCCGUUCCACUUCCCAUCAAAUAAAUCCCAUCAGGAAGAAACCCUAUCAGUGCUUGGAGUGUGGAAAGAGCUUCCUUCACAGCUUCAGUCUGACUGUCCAUCAAAGAAAUCAUACAGGGGAGAAACCCUAUCAUUGCUUGGAGUGUGGAAAGAGUUUCAGUCGAAAGGACAGUUUCACUUCCCAUCAAAGAAUUCAUACAGGGGAGAAACCUUAUCAGUGCUUGGAAUGUGGAAAGAGCUUCAUUCAAAAAGGCCAGUUCAUGGCCCAUCAAAGAAUUCAUACGGGAGAGAAACCCUAUCACUGCUUGGAAUGUGGAAAGAGCUUCAUUCACAGACGCAAGCUUACUGUCCAUCAAAUAAUUCACACAGGGCAGAAACCCCAUCAGUGCUUGGAAUGUGGAAAGAGCUUCAUACACAAAGGCCAGCUCACUGUCCAUCAAAGAAUUCAUACAGGGGAGAAACCAUAUAAGUGUUCAGAAUGUGGAAAGAGCUUCAUUCACAGAAGCCACCUCACUGACCAUGAAAAAAUUCAUACAGGGGAGAAAAAAUAUAAGUGCUUGGAAUGUGGAAAGAGCUUCAUUCAAAGAGGCCAGCUCAUGGCCCAUCAAACAAUUCAUACAGGAGAGAAACCUUAUCAGUGCCAAGAGUGUGGGAGGAGCUUCAGAAAAAAGGACAGUUUCACUUCCCAUCAGAGAAUUCAUACAGGGGAGAAACCCUAUCAGUGCUUGGAAUGUGGAAAGAGAUUCAUUCACAAACGCCAGCUCACUGUCCAUGAGAGAAUUCAUACUGGGAAGAAACCCUAUCAGUGUUCAGAAUGUGGAAAGAGCUUCAUUCACAAGUGCCAGCUCACUGUCCAUCAAAGAAUUCAUACGGGGGAGAAACCAUAUCAGUGCUUGGAAUGUGGAAAGAGUUUCAGUGACAACCACCAGCUUACUGUCCAUCAAAGAAUUCACACAGGAGAGAAACCAUAUCAGUGCUUGGAAUGUGGAAAUAGCUUUGUUGUCAGAAGCCAACUUACUGUCCAUCAAAUAAUUCAUUCAGGGGAGAAACCUUAUCAGUGCUCAGAAUGUGGAAAGAGCUUCAUUCACAGACGCCAGCUCACUGUCCAUCAAAGAAUUCAUACAGGGGAGAAGCCAUAUCAGUGCUUAGAAUGUGGAAAGAGCUUCAAUCAGACGGCAUCUCUCACUUCCCAUCAAAGAAUUCAUUCAGGAGAAAAGCCCUAUCAGUGUGUGGAAUGUGGGAAGAGCUUCAGUCAGAGCAGCCAUCUCACUUCCCACCAAAGAAUUCAUACAGGGGACAAGCCAUAUCAGUGCUUGGAAUGUGGAAGGAGCUUCAGUCAGAGCAGCCAUCUCUCUUCCCAUCAAAGAAUUCACAAAAGUGAGAGACCAUUUCGGUGCCAAGUGUAUGGAAAGACUUUCAGCCACAGGGCCCGUCUUGCUUCCCAUCAAAGAACUCACAGUGGGAGCGAACUACAGUAGUGGCUGUGUACAGAUUUAAUUGGAGGAGACUUUAGUUCGUAUGAGGUAAUGGUUGCAGCCGGGUUCUUUGCCACAUCUGGUGCCCCAUAGUAAUUCCUACCACGUACCCAGAACUGUGACUUGAAAGUCCUUCGCCAAGGUGUUGAAUUCCUUCUUCAUGUCAUGCCUGGGGAGAGGGAUAACAGUGAUUGGGUGACACUGAUGAGGUUGCUGUCCAUGCUGAUCUUUCCUUGGAAGGAGUUGGUGUAAAAUUUGAGAUAGUUGAUUGAAUUAGAUAUUAAUGAUUUUAAUUUUGUUUGAAGUGUCCUAGUUAAUUGCAUUUAACAUUUUAGAUAGAAUGUAUGAGUCUUGAUUUGUAUGCCUGCAUUUUGUAACCCUCAUUCCACCCUCCUGAACUAUGUAAAGCUGUGAUGUGUAUGUUCCCUACACCUUGCAGCCUUUUCUGACCCCAGAAGGGCAGGUGAUGUUUUGGGAAAGAGAGAAAGGGAGAAGUGUUGAGCUAGCAUCUCCUUAGCCUGGUUGCUUGGAACAUUGUUGAAGUGAGACAUAUGAGACCCAAAUACAAUAGAAAUAGAAAUACUUUAUUGUCACUUGUGCAACUUAUAUACAGUGAGAUUACACAAGCACACACACACCCCACUCAGCUCUCUUAGUCUUAAUUCCCACCCACCAAACCCGAAAGUCAGUUGCCCUGUUUUUAUCUUUUCAUUCAGCAGCCUAACAGCCUAACAAAUGGCCUGGGAACUGUGGGAGUCGAUAUUCGCAUUAAGCCACACGUCCCAUGAUCUGAGACCUUUCUUGAUGCAAGUGGAAGAGUGUUGUGGCAUUUUAUGAGUCUUUGUGUGCUGUGUAUAUUAGCUUUCUUCUAAUGUGCCUCCUGGAAGCCUUUUCGAACUAGCCGCUCUGCUGAACAACUGGUUAGCAAGGCUGUCCUAUUGCAAUAGUUUGAAUAAACUGGGUCCCGACCUUCCCCAAGAAACCAGAGGCCUUUCUCCUGGGCAUAGUCGGCCAAAUGGUGUUAAAAAAGGAUAGAACUUUCUUUAUGUAUGCAACAACAGCAGCAAGAAUACUCAUUGCAAAGUAUUGGCAGACACAAGAACUUCCCACGCUGGAGGAAUGGCAGAUGAAACUGAUGGACUAUAUGGAACUGGCGGAAAUGACUGGCAGAAUCCGUGACCAGGGAGAAGAGUCGGUGGAGGAAGAUUGGAAGAAAUUUAAAGAUUAUCUACAGAAACACUGCAAAAUUAAAGAAUGUUAGAGUGAUGUUGGAUUGAAAAUAAGUGGUUUCCAGCUGUACAGGAUAAAGUUAUAGAUAGACUAAGAUUAAAGAUUAGGAUUAAAGAAGUUUAAGGAAAUGGAAAUUUGGUACUUAAGAGGUAAAAUUUUAAUGCUAUAUUACAUUAAGAUUAAAGAUUGGGAUUAAAAAAGUGGAAAAGAAAUUGCUGGACGAACAAUUUGGACUGGAAUACAAAAGAGGGAGGUAUGAGGAGGUCCAGAAAAUAAGUAAACUUAAAAACGGAAAUGAAAAGGUGAUAUUGUUUUUAAUUGUUCUGUUUCUUUUUUUUUGUUUGUUUUCUGUUUUCUGUGUUUUUCUUCUUUUUUUGGAUUAUGUACUGUGUAUUUGUGUAUUUCUUUUUUAUGUUUUUCUGUUUAACUUUUUACUGAAACCUUAAUAAAAAUCAUUAAAAAAAUAAAAAUGAAUAAACUGGGUCCCAACAAAAUUGCUCUC
This is a messenger RNA of Podarcis lilfordi (Lilford's wall lizard), 10900 nucleotides long. The record is from the annotation of a GenBank genome assembly. NCBI's taxonomy places the organism in Eukaryota, Metazoa, Chordata, Lepidosauria, Squamata, Lacertidae.